This is a messenger RNA of Carica papaya (papaya), 1649 nucleotides long. RefSeq names its product dihydroorotate dehydrogenase (DUF3598). The record is from RefSeq and is a predicted model, not a curated record. NCBI's taxonomy places the organism in Eukaryota, Viridiplantae, Streptophyta, Magnoliopsida, Brassicales, Caricaceae.
UCAAAACAAAUCCUUAAUAAAAGAUUGUUUGUUGCUCAUAACCACAAUUCCAACCAUCGCCUAAAAAACGCGACCCACAGAGGGAAGGCGACACUGAAAGGGAAAAAGGAGAAUAUCUGGAGCAUCGACAAUGAAAGGGCGGAGAAAGAGAAGGAAACCGCAAAGCAAAUAAGGAGGAGAGGGAGGAGGGUGGCCAGAGGGAGAAAGGCUAAGACUGGGAGGGUCUUGGUUUCCGGUGCUAUGUUAACGGAGGUUGAGACUGUUCUUCAAACUCAGGAACCUGUAAUAAAACCCGUGUGGAAUACAUUUGCGAGUAGUGUGAGUGGAAUAUGGAAAGGGGUAGGAGCAGUUUUUUCACCUUUAACUGCUGAAAUGGAACCAAUUGAAAUUGGAAACAAGAAUGAAAACCUAUAUGACUGCUACAUUCUUUCACGUAUUGAGGCAUUACCCUCCUACUCUGGAGUACAGUCAUCUCAAAUCCAGAGGAAGAUAAACUGGGUGACUUUGAAUCCUUAUGGUGAAAUCCCUCAGCAUAUUGGAAGCCCACACGGUAGCAAAGAAGAAUCGGAAGUAGGAAAUUCAUCUUUAGCACAGAAGAAAAUGGUUGAUGGAAGUGUAACAGACCAUGGUUUGCCUAAAUUUGAGUCUUUUAACUUUGGAAGGAGUGAUGUGAUGGAAGAGGAUGUAAUGGGCAACAAACCUGGUCUUGUUUUCUUUGAGGAUGGAUCUUAUUCUAGAGGUCCAAUGAAUAUUCCAAUAGAGGAAGCUGAUGAAACUAACUAUUACCUGACUCCAACUUUCAAGGUCGAGCAAUGUCUGGUGAAAGGCUGCCACAGAAGACUUCGAAUUGUCCAUACUAUUGGGUUCAACAAUGGGGGUUCAGAAAUACAGAUAAUGAGAGUUGCUGUUUAUGAAGAACAAUGGACCAGUCCUGCAAAUGUUCAUGACCAGAGUGACUCAGAGUUGGCAUUGAAGCCAUUUUCUCAGCGGAAACGAGUUCAGAUAUUGGAGCUGACUGGAUCAUGGAAGGUGUUUGAAGUGAGUGCAACUCCAAUAUAUGGUGAGGAGUUGAUAGGUGGUGAAUGCAAUGGGACCCGUUAUGCUUACCUCUGUACAGAAACCUUAAAGAAGAGGAGGUUGCCGGAGAGUUCUGUGUCAUUCAGAGAGGAAGAGAUUGUAGACACACAGGAUGCAACUGUACUUUGGUUGCCGGGAGGUGUGACUGCUUAUCUUGAUGUUGACAAAGAGGGAAUCCUUUGUAUCGGAGUUGGAUGGUACUCGGAUGAGGGAAUCAACCUUGUUAUGGAAAGAGAUUAUGGAGUAGAUGGGAUGCUGAAGGAAGUUAGAUGGAAGUCUGAGGUAAAAAGAAGGUGGCCUGAUCCACUCCCUGUGUAAAUUUGUUUUUUUAACCUUUAAAAUAGAAGUUAAUCUAGAUCCAGCAGUAAUACAAUACAAUUGGACCGUGUGAUUACUUAAAAUUUUAUUGUAUGCUAGCUAUAAUGCCAAAAGGAACAUGUAUAAUCAAUCAAUCUUGUGAGCAACUCAGUUCUGUGCUGUGCCUCAAGAUUUCUAGCGCAAAGGAUAAUACUAUGAAAUCCACAUAUUUGAAUAGAAGAGUGAAAAUGCUAUAAAGCAAAACAUAUUUUGUA